GUCAAAAAAUUGAACACACCAGCAGUGUGAGGAGACCUGAAAGUGGCACAUGGCAUGGCAUGAGUGUGGCGAUGGAGACCAGCAGCAAUGGGGGGCCGUACAGGGACCCAUGAGAGACUCUGGACCUGGCAGCAGCAUGAGGAGGCGGUAUAUAGGGGCCUAUGGCACAUUAGGGGCCUGGCAGCAGCUAUGGGAGGCCCGUAAUCUGCCAGCACCCUAUGUCAAAAAAUUCAAAAACACCAGCAGUGUGUGAGGAGACCUGAAUGUGGCACAAGGCAUGAGUGUGGCGAUGGAGACAGCAGCAAAAAUGGGAGGCCGUACAGGGACCCAUGAGAGACUCUGGACCUGGCAGCAGCAUGA
Molecule: messenger RNA, 360 nt
Organism: Staurois parvus
Lineage: Eukaryota; Metazoa; Chordata; Amphibia; Anura; Ranidae
Source: the annotation of a GenBank genome assembly